AGAGCCGCAUCGAAAUUUGGAAUGUUUUGAUUCUCACACGCGGUUGCUUCAGCGUAGAAUGCCUGUUGGCAGUAGUUGAAUUAACUAAUUUUAAUUGAAAUAAGAAGUUAUUAGGACUAAAUUUUAGUUUCGAAUAAAGGUGAAUAACUAAGGCACAAGCUCAACCAUGUCGGACACCAUCAAAGUGGGGGACUUCCUCGUGAUCAAGCGCCAAAAGUACACCAAGCUGCAAAAGUUCACCAGCCUGGACACGACCGUCCACCUGGGCAAGGAUCAGAUUGAGCUGCGCGCGCUCGAGAACCAACCGUACCACAGCACGUUCCAGCUGGUGCCGAAGGAGGGCCGCAACCGGCGGCUAUACUCGCUGGACCCGGUGACGGAGAUUCGCAACCUGAAGGAGCUGCUGAUCAAGGAGAGUGGAGUGGACAACCGGAACAUCGUGGACGAUCGGAGCACGCAGAACCUGUCCGCGGAGGAGAUUCAGAAGCUGCGCGAGGAGUGCGAGUCUUCGUCGGAGAUUGUGGGCAAGCUGGUGGAGAACUCGAAGAGUUUCGCGUCGAAGACGGAGUACUCGCAGGAAAAGUAUUUGAAGCGGAAGGAGAAGAAGUACUUUGAGUACGUGCAGAUUAAGCGGCCGUCGAUCCGGCUGAUUGCGGACAUUUACUGGCGGCUGGACGUGGACAAGGUGAUGGGCGUGCGGUUCGACACGCUGUCGCAGAUCAUUUCGUACAGCGGGGUGUGUUCGGUGGGGAACUUUUUGCUGUACGAGUCGGGCACGAACGGGUUGCUGCCUGCGGCGUUCCUGAACUCGAUUGGAGCGGGUUGUUCGGGGCGGGUCGUGCAUCUGCACCCGGGGAAUGUGGCGCAGAAGCAGGCGCUUCAGGCGAUGGACUUUCCGCAGGAACAGCUGGAGCGGUGUAUUUCGGUGAACAUUUACUCGGUUUUGAGGCACUUUCAUCAGAGCAAGCAGAAAGAGAGUGAGAAGGGUGUGGAAAACGGGAAGGAAGUGGUGAUUGCGGAAGGAGGAGAUGAGGAGAAUCACAAGAGAAAGAUCGAAUCGUCCGAGGAUGAUGGUCCAGAGGCGAAGCAACCCAAGCUGGAGGAAGUCGUGAAGAAGCCGCCGCAGCAGUGGGAACUGGACAACGCGGCCGCCUGCGAGCUGAUGGGAGAAAAGUUUGACGCGUUGGUCAUCGUGGCCAAGGAGCAUCCGCAGAACAUUAUCAAGGCGCUGUUGCCGUUCGUGAAACCGAGCCGACCUGUGGUGGUGUUUAGCACGACGCGGGAAAUCCUGACCGAGUGCUACAUGGAGCUGAAGGCGGCCGCCAACGUGACGUAUCUGCGCAUUACGUCCAACUGGAUGCGGCAGUACCAGAUUCUGCCGAACCGCACCCACCCGGACGUGACCAUGUCCGCCAAUAGUGGAUACUUGCUGACGGGUUACACCAUUCGAUAGUGUAUUUAGGUUGAGGACGUGAAAUAAAUUGAACUUAUUUUUGAAUUGAAA
Molecule: messenger RNA, 1504 nt
Organism: Culex quinquefasciatus (southern house mosquito)
Lineage: Eukaryota; Metazoa; Arthropoda; Insecta; Diptera; Culicidae
Gene: Trmt6
Product: tRNA (adenine(58)-N(1))-methyltransferase non-catalytic subunit TRM6
Exons: 2
Coding region: 167-1453 (428 amino acids)
Biological process (GO): tRNA methylation
Cellular component (GO): tRNA (m1A) methyltransferase complex; nucleus
Source: RefSeq, a predicted model, not a curated record